AUGCGUACCGCCGCCCUCGUCUCGCUUCUCCUCGCCGUCGCUGCUGUCGACGCCCGCUCUGGCCACGGCCACGGUGUCGCUCGCCGCCACCACCGCCAGGCUGCCGCUGCCCGCCGCGACAUGCCCAAGCUUGUUACCCGCUCCGACGGCCGCAAGUGCAAGCCCCGCACCAAGCCCGCCGACGGCCAGGACUCCAACUCCCAGGGCGCUCAGCUCAACCAGCAGGACGGUGGUGACUCUCCCGUCACGGUCGCCCCCUCUGCCGCCUACACCCAGGUCCCGGGUGCCGACAAGGCCCCGGCCUCGUCUGCCGCUGCCUCCAGCUCUGCUGGUGGUGACAACUGGAUCGGCGGUGACAACAACAACCAGGGCAACAACGCCCAGGCCUCUUCGACCUCGUCGGCCGAGGACACCACUGCCACUGCCCCUACCAAGGAGCACGGUUACGGCGGUGGUCUUCCCUCGACCGGCAGCGUUGGCGGUGGCCCCGCUAAGAAGGCCGGUGUCUCUUACAUCGCCCCUUCCAAGGCUUGGGACGAGCUCAAGGACCUUCUCGGUUGGUUCUCGACCUACAGCGCCACGCCCGGAGACGGCAUGCCCGGUCCCGAGGGUGACGGUGCCGAGACGCCGACCUUCGUCGCCAUCCUCUGGGGUGAGGGUGACAACCCCGCUGAGCCUUCUGACGGCGACCGUCUUCAGAAGUUCAAGCAGCUCGCUCAGGAGGACAGCUAUGUCCGCUACGCUCAGGGCUUCUUCGAGCCCGACUGCCCCGGCUACAUGUCCGCUGACAUGGACGUCGACAGCGGUCUUCGUCUCUGGAACGAGAUCGUUGAGCCCAUGAAGAACAAGGGCACCGCCCUCAUCUCGCCCUCCAUGUGCAAGCAGAUGGCCGAGACCUGGCUCCAGGAGUUCAAGGAGAAGGGCGGUGACUGGCAGUUCACCAACGUCCACAUCAACAAGCCCGACGGCAAGUCUGUUCGUGCUGCUGUUGACCAGUACCUCGACCGCUACGGCAAGGACCUCUGGGUCUCGGAGUGGGCGUGUGUCUACGACCACACUGGCCGCACCUGCGACCGCGCCGACGACAACCAGUUCUGCCCCUGUACCGACAUGGGCGAGAUCGAGAACUACAUCAACGGCACCGUCUACCUCUUCGAGCACCACCCCCGCAUCGCCGCCCACGCCUUCUCCAACGGUGACGGACUCGGUGACCAGUGGAAGCUCUGGGACAAGUGGGGAGGUGACCUCACCGCCACUGGCCGUCUCUACCGCAACGCCCUCCAGGCUGCCCGCGACGGCACCCUCCAGAUCCCCGAGGGCUGGGAGGAGGCUUGCGCCAACCUCAACUAA
Trichosporon asahii var. asahii CBS 2479 is the source of this 1350-nucleotide messenger RNA. RefSeq lists its product as uncharacterized. The coding region runs from base 1 to 1350 and encodes 449 amino acids. NCBI's taxonomy places the organism in Eukaryota, Fungi, Basidiomycota, Tremellomycetes, Trichosporonales, Trichosporonaceae. The record is from RefSeq and is a predicted model, not a curated record. Gene Ontology annotation, biological process: fungal-type cell wall polysaccharide metabolic process. The transcript has a single exon. Gene Ontology annotation, cellular component: fungal-type cell wall.